This is a messenger RNA of Castor canadensis (American beaver), 1482 nucleotides long. The record is from RefSeq and is a predicted model, not a curated record. NCBI's taxonomy places the organism in Eukaryota, Metazoa, Chordata, Mammalia, Rodentia, Castoridae.
UGACCGCUCACAUCGCUGCUCCCUGUUGCUGAGUGAGAAACAGCAGAAAACCCUGGAUUCGAACAUCUGUUGGGUCUUUGUUUUGCUUUGUUUUGUUUCCUUUCAUUUUGCCUUAAGAAGAUGAACAAUGAAACCACAACCCUGAUAUCCUUGAAGGAGGCAAUGAAAAGAGUAGACCACAAACUCCAAGCUAUAGAAGCACAGUUCAAAGAACUGGACACCACCAAGGAUAAUCUGACACAGAGAUUUGAAUAUCAUAGCAAGACUUUGGCAAGUCAAGCAGCCCAAGAUGAGAUGUGGGCAUCAUGUUCUGCUUCAGAAGCUCUCCAUGUUUUCCUUAGGUUCACUUCAAUGGAAUUGAAUAUUUUAAACAGCUACGUCAUUGAAGUACUCAUCUGCUUGCAUACUCGAGUGCUGGAGAAGCUGCCAGACCUGGUGAGAGGACUUCCCACCUUAGCCUCUGUCCUUAGGCGCAAAAUCAAGAACAAGCGCAUAAGGGCUGCGUGGGAGUCUGUUCUGGAGGAAUGUGGGCUGCAAGAAGGAGAUAUCACCGCUCUUUGUACCUUCUUUGUUGCGUACGGUAACAGGGCAGAAUACUAUGCAGCUAAAGUGAGACAGAUGUACAUCAGAGAUGUUGUGUUCGUGAUCACUAAUGUGGUAAAGAACCAGGCUCUGCAGGAUGGUUUGCUGAGGGCUGUUCAGGUCAUUGAGAAGGGGAAAGCAGUGAAGACUCCUGAAGAGCAAAAGUCAAGCCUAAAAGAGUUGAUACCAUCAGUCAAAAACUAACUUGUCACCUUAUGACCCAGUGACUCCACUUCCAGCAGUUUAUCUUGCAAGUGGCAAAAGAAAGUUUGCAGUGUUAAUUCAUGCAGGCUUAUAGUUAUAGCAAAAAGUGAGGGGAUUAUUAUAGAGAAAUUAUGACAAAUUGAUACAAUGAAUAUUUUCUGAAUGAGUACAUAAAAUAAUGAAAAAGCUCUUUGAAUAAUGACAUGGAAUGGUGCUGGGGGUAUAGCUGAGCAUGAGUGAAGCCUUGGGUUUAAUCCCUAGCACCACAAAAAAAUAAGCAAAGGAAAAAAAAUAAAGAAAACAUUAUGGGGGCUGGAGGUGUGACUCAUGGUAGAGUGCCUAUCUCACAAGCGUGAGGACCUAAGUUCAAACCCUAUACCAUGAAAAAAAAAAAAAGCCUGAAAAAAUAAUAUGGAGUCAUCACCAAGCUAUAGUGUUGUUUUUAUUUAAAUAUUCAUUUCCUAUAUAUGCUAAGUAGAGAAACGGGCAGAACCAAAAAAAUAUAUAUGAGCGUAUAGGUUGCAUGUUAUUUAGGUAUCUAUAAACUUUUGCAGAGAUACAUUAAAAAGUGAUAAUAUUAGCUGGGUGCUGCUGCCUUACAUCUAUAAUCCUAGCUACUCGGGAGGCAGAGAUCAGGAGGAUCACAGUUCAAAGCCAGCCUGGGAAAAUAGUUCUGCAAGACCAUAUCUUGAAAAA